This is a messenger RNA of Brienomyrus brachyistius, 1540 nucleotides long. Its product is annotated as E3 SUMO-protein ligase ZBED1-like. The transcript is spliced from 4 exons. Lineage: Eukaryota; Metazoa; Chordata; Actinopteri; Osteoglossiformes; Mormyridae. Gene Ontology annotation, molecular function: protein dimerization activity. The record is from RefSeq and is a predicted model, not a curated record. The coding region runs from base 43 to 1497 and encodes 484 amino acids.
AGCUUCCGAGACCUCGUCAAAGUCCUUGACCCGAGGUACGUUAUGCCCAGUCGUAAGCACUUCAGUAAAGUCGAGUUGCCUCGCUUAUAUAACGCAUGCCGGGCCGAAGUAGAGAAGGAUGUUCGCAGUGUGGUCCAUUAUGCCUUGACAACUGACCUGUGGACGAGCAGAGCUACGCAGCCCUACAUGAGCGUAACCAUCCAUUACAUCAGCAAAGACUGGAUCCUCCGUGCUCGCUGUUUACAGACUGCGUACUUUCCAGAUGACCACACGGGAGCCAUGAUAGCCCAAGGUCUGAGAGAUGCACUGGAGACAUGGGGACUGCAAGAAUGCCACCUUGUCUGUGUCACCACGGAUAAUGCCACUAACAACAUCUCUGCAAUGGAACUGAAUGAGUGGGAACGGCUACAGUGCUUUGGUCAUCGUCUACAGCUAGCCAUUGAGAACGCUCUGAAAGCUCUCACACCAGCAUCUACAAAGCAGGCUGUGGAACGUGCAGUUGGAGUCUGUAAAAAGGUGGUCAGUGCCUUCUCCAACUCAUGGAAGAGAAAACGUGACUUGGCCAAGGCACAAGCAGUGCUGGGCUUGCCUCCCCAUCAGCUCAUAACUGAAACCCCUACAAGAUGGGGCUCUCGGCAGCAGAUGAUAGAGAGGUUCCUUGAACAGGAGAAAGCUCUUUCACAGGUCCUCCUUGCAGACAAGAAGGCAAGACACCUGGUGCCAAGCUGGCAAGACAUGGUGUUGCUAGAGUCCUUAAACACAGCACUGGGUCCACUGUUCGAGUUUAUUGAUGCUUUGUCGGGGGAGAAGUAUGUCAGCGUAUCUUUUCUGAAGCCGGUACUGCACCUCUUUAACAACGAAAUCCUCAGCCAGAAGGAUGGGGAUACAGAGCUCACAAAAGCAAUAAAAGAGGGCAUUCUCAAGUACCUUAAUGAAAAGUAUGAUGACCAUACCACCAACAACCUUCUGGACAUGGCGACACUUGUUGACCCACGGUUUAAGACAGCCUACAUGAAGGAAGAGAGGGUGGAGUUCAUAAAAAUGAGAGCUGCAGCAGAGCUGGUGGACAUGGCAGCACCUGAAAGUGCACAAACAGAAGCAGCCUCCAUUUCACCCCCAGCUGCUGAAGAUAAUCCAGAGCUUCCCUGUCCCCAUCCCACAAAGAAAACAAAGAAGAGUUUGGGUAGCUACUUCAAAAAGGCAGGUCAAGGUACCACCCACUCCCAGCCAAGCAGAGCAUCCAUUGAACUGGAGCUCUCCAUGUAUCUUCAGGCACCUGGGCCUGACUCGGAGACCGACCCUCUGGAAUGGUGGAGGCAGCAUGAGUUGAGUUUCCCAUCGGUGGCCAGGCUCGCCAAGAAGUACUUAAGCAUUCCCGCUACUAGUUCUUCAUCUGAAAGGGCCUUCAGUGCGAGUGGGAACAUCAUCACAUGUAAGAGGUCAUGUCUUAAGCCAAACACAGUUGACCAACUUGUCUUCCUCGCACUCAACCUCUAAAUUUGACAGAGACAUUUUUUCUACUUUUACAAAGUAGCCUUUU